UUAGCGCACAAAGUCAUAAAUGGCAAAAUGGAAUACCUGCCAGACUGUGUUCUGAUUUCGAUCUUUGGUCUCCUGGACUUGCAGUCCCAGUUGAACGUCGCCAGAGUGCAUUUUCGUUUCUACGCUAUAAUGCCAUUGGUUUGGGGAUCUAACGUUCACCUGUCGCUGUUUGAAUUGGAUAUAUCCAGCGCUGAUCUCCGUCUUUGCCUGUGCAUAAUCCGCAGGACAUUGCAAGUUUUACGGUUCAAUAUGAUCAGCCGGGAAAACUUUGACAUACUCACCAGCUACGUGUAUCCGAAUGCGCACGACUUUCGCUUCUCAACCACUUCAUUCCGCCUGAAUGAUUCGGACAUUCUGAUGAUAAUUAAAGCUUUUCCACAGUUGAGGACAUUCAGUCCCAUUGGACAAUUGACUGGAAAAUAUCUAGCUGACAUUCCGCACCUGGAGAACCUCAAUGCAAACCAUUGUUCAAAAUUCCAGGUCAGCAGCUUAGUACAUAUAAUGCAAACAAGGCAGCUGAAAGCUCUCUUUCUCGACAUACCUUUCUGGGACAUUGAUAUCCUGUUAGUGAAAUUACCCACAGCUGGCAUGCAGCAUCUAGAGGUCCUGCUGUGCAACGAGACUGAGUUUUUCACAUGGUUCAUGAACAAUUUGAAGCAUCUGAAACGUCUAAAGCAGCUCUCAGUCCUCGGCAUGUGCUGUCCCAAAACGCAGUUGGAACUUGCCGGGAAGUUGAGGGCGGAAGGACGCCACAGUCUAAAACGACUGGAAGUACAAUACGCUUGCGAUGUAUAUUUUCAUGGUGAACGCAUUCAGUUGGAUGUUGAAACAUUCGUAAUGAAAUACGUUAAUGAUUUGUCUGCUAAAAUGGGUAGAAUUUCGCAUCCCUUUCGGCACAGCAAGCGCUUGCUGUUUUAUUCUUGCUGCAUAAAAGAUGCGGACAGCUUUGGACGCUUUCUUCAACUCUGCCAGCACGUUGAGAUCAUUGAGUUCGAGGACUGCAGGUUUGGGUUCCAGUGCUACACAUUCUCAGCACCGCGAAUCGCCAAGCAUCGUGCAACGAUCCUACAGCUGUACCUACACGGAUCUAGAUUUGUGAGAAACAACGAGGACGUUGCCCCGAUGGCGUGGAGCGUCGAGGGCGAGGACAGACGCUUCAAGCUGCACCAAACUAAGUCGAAAAUCAACCACAUUGCUCAUAACAAAAUGCUCUUUACCUCUUUUCCUGUCAAGUACUAUCAUUGCUUUGAUUUUAAUGACCUUCCAUAGAUGCUUACUUAUGUGGCGCACUGUGAAAAGUGGGCUGGUUCAACUCGCUCGCACGGCAAUUUGGCUCAGUUGUAUUGCUUUUAGUUUUCACAAUUAGGCCAAUGACCGAUAGCGUCGUCGUCAACGAAUAGUAACCUUAUCGGACGCAGUUAGAAGUCGCCUACAAGUGGUUUACUUUGCCAUUCAAAUCGACUAAGGCUACGUGCCUUAAACUAAGUGGAAUUUGUUUUGAAUAAAGAAUCUAUUGAGAGA
Drosophila guanche is the source of this 1521-nucleotide messenger RNA. RefSeq lists its product as uncharacterized. The record is from RefSeq and is a predicted model, not a curated record. The transcript has 2 exons. NCBI's taxonomy places the organism in Eukaryota, Metazoa, Arthropoda, Insecta, Diptera, Drosophilidae. Bases 28 to 1269 code for a protein of 413 amino acids.